This is a messenger RNA of Staurois parvus, 339 nucleotides long. The record is from the annotation of a GenBank genome assembly. Lineage: Eukaryota; Metazoa; Chordata; Amphibia; Anura; Ranidae.
CCCAGCAGUGCACCCUCCUGUGCCCAGCAGUGCACCCACCUGUGCCCAGCAGUGUCCACCAGUGCCACCCAGAAGUGCCACUUACCUGUGCCCAGCAGUGCCACCCACUCAGUGCCACCCACCUGUGCCCACCAGUGCCCAUCAGUGCAGCCCAGCAGUGCUGCCAGUCAGUGCCCAGCGGUUGUGCCAGUCAGUGCCCAGCAGUUGUGCCAGUCAAUGCCUAACAGUGCCGCCAGUCAAUACCUAGCAGUGCCACCAGUCAGUACCAGCAGUGAUGUCAGUCAGUGCCACCUAUCAGUGCUUUCUAUCAGUACCCAUCAUCGGUGCCGCCUAUCAUUG